Cylicocyclus nassatus is the source of this 917-nucleotide messenger RNA. The record is from the annotation of a GenBank genome assembly. Lineage: Eukaryota; Metazoa; Nematoda; Chromadorea; Rhabditida; Strongylidae.
CUUUAGGUUGAAAGAUCAAAAAAACAGAACUGUAAUCAUGGCAUCAUCUAAACAAUUCAAAUGGCAGAAGAUCUUAUACAAACGACAACCAUUUCCUGACAAUUACUCUGGUGGAGAUGAGCAGUUUUUGAGCGAGCUAAAGAAAAAUCUAUCAGCAGUUAAAUAUACUUAUUGGGAAGCUGUAUUUGGAGUCGCUCGAUUGGUAUUCCAUUUGAACUUGAUUGUUCUGUUGUAUAUCAUAUUUGAAUACGUGUUUGCUAAUGUGCUAACGGCAGAUGUGCUAGCUAUUGCAUUAAUUUCAACAAGUGUUGUACUCUACGUUGUAUAUGCUUUUGUAAUGACAAAUGCUAGUGUUGAUUUUCUGGACCAUCUAUAUACCGUAGUGGUUUUAUUGAUUUUUGGAUAUGCCACUACUCCAGCAAUAAGAACACUGACCGAUACCAUUAGCACGGAUACGAUAUUCGCUCUAUCCUUCAUCACUGCGCUGAUCAGCUGUGUGUUUCAUGACUAUGGUAUCAAUGCUCCUAUUGUCUCCUACCAGUUAUCAGUGAGUAGCGGAUUGAGUUCGGCUGUUUUUCUGCUCUCUCGUCUGAACUCCAAUGAUGUGGCCUUUGUUAUGCUAUCAAUGGCUUUUGCUCUACAUGCGUUUACCCCAAUCAUCAGAAACCUGCUUUUUGCUCAGUACACCAUCAUCUCAUCGAUACUGACUCUGUCCUUAUCAAUAUGUUCCACAUAUUUUCUAUGGACUCUGUAUGUGGAGCUCGCCGUGAUCUGGGCACUUUUCCAAAUUUUUCUUUUGUUUGUUUGUCCAUAUGUACUGAUUGUCAAGCAGAAAAGUAAGCAAACACUGCAUGGACCAUGGGAUGAAGCGAUAUUGCGCAAACAGAACUAAGUCGCACAGAAAUGUACGGUCUAGU